CUCUCUUCUUCAAUGUGAAUUGUGAAGAACAAUACGAGCUAGCAAGAGAAUAAUGGCGAACCUGUGCGAUCUCUGUCACGUUUGCUGCUGAAGAGUGUUGCGCGACGGCUUUUAGAAGGUGUUUGCUGCUGCUGCGCGACGGCUUUUGUCUUCUGGAGGCGACGCUUCUCAAAGAUUCACAUUUCGAGUUGGCUUUAGAAAUUUAAAGGAUACCGGUAUCUUUGUCUGCAUGGGAAUGGAGGCUGGACAGAAAGAUAGAAGAAGUGGCAAUGAGGGAGUAUUUAAUAUGUUGGAAGAACCUUUAAAAGCAACUGACAAUCGUCAAGCAAAAAACAUUAAUGUCCAAAAAAAUGACCCUGUUGAGUUGGAAGCAAGAAAAGAAAGGAAGAAGAAGCACAGGGAGAAUAAGAACAAAGGUAGUAUCAGCGCGACUUCCUCCAUGAUUGAUGACCUUGAAAGAGGAAGAAUGGACAAGAUUAAAGGGCAGAAAAUCCAUGCGAAGGAAGAAGUUCUUAAAGUUAAUACUGGUGAAGAAGCGAAAAUGAAAAAGAACACGGAGAAAAGAAAGAGGGAUAAGGAUGAUGACUAUAGCAUGGAAAGGAUGACUGAUGGAAAAGAGAUUGUGAUGAAUGAUGGGGAAGAGCGAUAUCAAAAACAGGAGAAAAAACUAAAGAGGGAUAAGGCUGAUGGUCAUAUCAUGGAUAAAAACAACUUUACUGAUGGGGAGAGAAAAAAGCUGCUGGAUGGGAAUAUAAUGGAAAAGACAGAGUCUUCAGGGAAGGAAAGGAAGAAAAAGCAGAAGAAGAGGAAAAAUCAUGAUGGCGCAUUGGAAGCCUUGUCACAGGAGAUUUCUGCUGAGGAACCUAAUGAGGAAAGUAAAGUAGUAGAACAGAAAGAGUUUUUAAAGCAUGUAGGAGAUACAUGUUUAAUUAAGAAUGUGGAUAGAAAAAUAUUUGCUGAUGCUUCAAACGAUAACUGCUACAAGAAAAAGAUGAAGAAGAAGCAGAAAAAGAAGAAGCAAGAGGAGGAAGAGAAGAAUAAGACACAGUCAAUGGAAAUUGGUUCAGAUGAACAAGGUCAUGAAGGGGUGCAAAGAACCAGAAAGGAUGGUGAUAUUAUUGCUCCAUCAAAAAAAUCUAGAAGCAAAGACAGUACUAGGAGAGUAAGUUUUAAUGAUCAUGUGGAGGUUUUUCCAUUAUCUGAUGGUCCUAGUAAUGAGAAGAAUGAUCAGGAAGAUGGCUUAGUGCGUGGUAAGCGAUUCUCACCUCAGGAAGAUGAGAUGGUUAAAGAGGCUGUUUUCAAAUAUAUAAAGGCUCAUAGGUUAGGUAAAGAAAGUGUUGAGAUGGUUUUAUACUGCAAAUCUCACCCUGAAACCAGGCAGUGUUGGAAGGAAAUAGCUGCUGCCUUACCUUGGAGGCCCCAUGAAAGUAUAUAUUAUCGAGCCCAUACUUUGUUCCAAAGAGGCGAGAAGCGUCAGUGGACUCCUGAAGAGUAUGAAACGGUCAGGAAGUUCCAUGAAGAACAUGGAUCAGAUUGGAAAAGGCUAGCUGUUGAUAUGGAAAAGCAUAGGAUUCAUGUAAAGGAUACAUGGCGUAGUAUAAAAUUGCGCAAUACAAGGAAAGGACAUUGGUCCCAAGAUGAGUACCAGAAUUUGUUUGAUUUAGUAAUUGUGGAUCUCCAUAUGAAGGCUUUACAGGAAAAGAAAUCCAAGCAUGGGAUGCUACGAGAUAAUAUCUGCUGGGAGGCUAUUAGUGAUAAGUUGUUAACCAGAGCCAGUGCACUUUGCUGCAUGAAAUGGUAUGACCAAUUAACAUCACCCAUGGUAGCUGAAGGUAAAUGGUCUGAUACGGACGAUUAUCGCUUGAUGACUGAGCUUAAUAACUUGGAUGCUUGCUGCAUGGAAGAGGUAGACUGGGACAAUCUCUUGGAGCAUAGGUCUGGAGAUGUAUGUCGAAAGAGAUGGGGGCAAAUGGUCAAACACUUAGGUGCAUAUGGUAACAAGUCAUUUGCUGAGCAAGUUGAAGUUCUUUCUAACCAGUAUUGCCCAGAUGUACUUGAACCAAGAGAGAUAUAUGAGAGCAAACCUAAUGUUCCAUGAAACCGGCAUCCUACAAUGUGUUUCUGUCCUCAAUUGGUUAUCUCCCGAAGAACCAUUGUUGCAGAUACCUGUGUCUUUCAAUUUCAGUUUUGAUAAGCAAUGUUCUGAACAAUGAAACUGUUUUCAUUCAUAUAUGUAUACAGUUCUUUUAUUAAUGUUCUCUAAUAGGAAAUUAUUUACUGGUA
Messenger RNA from Tripterygium wilfordii, 2283 nucleotides. RefSeq names its product transcription termination factor 1-like. The coding region runs from base 230 to 2098 and encodes 622 amino acids. The record is from RefSeq and is a predicted model, not a curated record. Lineage: Eukaryota; Viridiplantae; Streptophyta; Magnoliopsida; Celastrales; Celastraceae. The transcript is spliced from 2 exons.